AGGCGGCCUGCUUCCUCCUGGCACCGGAAGUGGCUAUCCACUUCGGCCUGUGGGCUAUGGGAAUUGCGGCCCGGUAGUAGCUCAGGUGUGAGGCGAGCGGGGGCUGCGGCCAUGGAGGCCGUGCUGAACGAGCUGGUGUCUGUGGAAGACUUGCUGAAAUUUGAAAAGAAGUUUCAGUCAGAGCAGGCUGCCGGCGCCGUGUCCAAGGGCACCCAGUUUGAGUACGCCUGGUGUCUGGUGCGCAGCAAGUACAACGACGACAUCCGUAAAGGCAUCGCGCUGCUGGAGGAGCUGCUGCUCAAAGGGAGCAAGGAGGAGCAGCGGGAUUAUGUCUUCUACCUGGCUGUGGGGAACUACCGGCUCAAGGAGUACGAGAGGGCCCUGAAGUACGUGCGGGGGCUGCUGCAGACUGAGCCCCAGAACAACCAGGCCCGCGAGCUGGAGCGCCUGAUUGACAAGGCCAUGAAGAAAGAUGGCCUGGUGGGCAUGGCCAUCGUCGGCGGCAUGGCCCUGGGUGUGGCGGGCCUGGCUGGACUCAUCGGACUCGCCGUCUCCAAGUCCAAACCCUAAGCGACUCAGCUCUGCCGAGGGACAGACAGAACCGCAGGGGACAGGGAUGGGGCACUUGCCCUGAAGCCCUAACCACCACCCCCCCCCCAGCCCCAUCGUGUGCUCAGAGGCAUGUAAAUAAAGCUAGGCCUCAGCUUGGGA
Messenger RNA from Erinaceus europaeus (western European hedgehog), 711 nucleotides. RefSeq names its product fission, mitochondrial 1 (gene FIS1). The record is from RefSeq and is a predicted model, not a curated record. Gene Ontology annotation, molecular function: protein binding. Lineage: Eukaryota; Metazoa; Chordata; Mammalia; Eulipotyphla; Erinaceidae. The transcript has 5 exons. Bases 112 to 570 code for a protein of 152 amino acids. Gene Ontology annotation, cellular component: mitochondrial outer membrane; peroxisomal membrane. Gene Ontology annotation, biological process: autophagy of mitochondrion; mitochondrial fragmentation involved in apoptotic process; peroxisome fission.